AAUUUCUUUUUAUUUUAUAAACGACAAGUGGACAAAAGCAGCAGCUAACCAUGUCUGGAGAAGAAACGUCAGCUGAUCGUAAUGUCGAAAUUUGGAAAAUCAAGAAGCUCAUCAAGAGCUUGGAGAUCGCACGCGGCAAUGGCACCAGUAUGAUUUCAUUAAUCAUUCCACCCAAGGAUCAGAUAUCUCGUGUAAGCAAAAUGUUGGCCGAUGAAUUUGGCACAGCCUCAAACAUCAAGUCGCGUGUCAAUCGACUGUCAGUUUUGGGUGCGAUUACCUCGGUACAGCAGCGAUUGAAAUUGUACACCAAAGUGCCUCCCAAUGGUUUGGUCAUCUAUUGUGGUACCAUUGUUACCGAAGAAGGUAAAGAAAAGAAAGUUAAUAUUGAUUUUGAGCCAUUCAAACCGAUCAAUACGUCAUUGUAUUUGUGCGACAAUAAGUUCCACACCGAAGCACUUACGGCACUUUUAGCUGACGACAAUCGUUUUGGCUUUAUUGUGAUGGACGGUAAUGGUGCCUUGUUCGGUACCCUACAGGGCAAUACACGCGAGGUAUUGCACAAAUUUACCGUCGAUCUGCCAAAAAAGCAUGGUCGUGGUGGUCAGUCCGCUUUGCGUUUCGCACGUUUGCGUAUGGAAAAACGUCACAAUUACGUGCGUAAAGUUGCCGAAGUGGCAACGCAACUAUUCAUAACAAACGACAAACCCAAUGUUGCGGGACUCAUUUUGGCCGGUAGCGCCGAUUUCAAAACUGAAUUGAGUCAGUCCGAUAUGUUCGAUCCUCGCUUGCAAUCCAAGAUCAUCAAACUCAUUGAUGUUUCGUAUGGCGGUGAGAACGGUUUCAAUCAAGCCAUCGAAUUGUCAGCCGAAUCUUUGCAAAAUGUGAAAUUUAUACAGGAAAAGAAAUUGAUCGGACGCUACUUCGAUGAGAUUUCCCAGGAUACGGGCAAAUACUGUUUCGGUGUAGAUGACACACUGCGCGCCUUGGAAUUGGGUUCUGUCGAUAUAUUGAUCUGCUGGGAAAAUUUGGAUAUACAACGCUAUGUACUGAAGAAUCAUGCCAAUGCCUCGGCGCCCACCAUUUUGCAUUUAACGCCCGAACAGGAAAAAGACAAAUCACACUUCACAGACAAGGAGACGGGCGUUGAAAUGGAACUGAUCGAAUCACAGCCUUUGCUCGAAUGGUUGGCCAACAACUACAAAAUCUUCGGCGCUACUCUAGAAAUCAUUACCGACAAGUCUCAAGAGGGCAGUCAGUUUGUGCGUGGUUUCGGUGGCAUUGGUGGCAUAUUGCGUUACAAGGUCGACUUCCAAAGUAUGCAGCUCGAUGAAUUGGAUAAUGAAGAAUUUGAUUUAGAUGAUUAUUAGACAAUUUUUUUUUAUUUACAAUUACCACAACUAAAUACAAGACAAACAAAAAAGAUGAUAAGUUUCUUGGCUGAAAAAAACAAACUCAAAAGAGGAUUAAGAAAAUAGUCAUAUUCCAAAAUUGGCUAAGCACAUACAGCUACACAUGCAAUUUCCAAUUGUUCUGGGGGAAAAGUUAAAGGUAAAUAAAGAUUGAUUUUUUUUUUGUGUAAAACUACACAAUUUAUUUAAUUUAAAAUGUGUCGAAGUCAGCAGAAAUUGAGUAUUAAAUAGUUUUUCUUUAUUUAUUGGCAAAGAAAUUGAAAAAAUUUGUGUAUUUUUUUUUAAUAAUUAAAUAAAUUAUAAAAUGUUUAACUGGACAAAGUUUAAUUUUAAAAAAUUACACAAACUUUGAAUAUUUUCUGUUGUUGUAUGGCCAAAAACGUUAAAAUCUUAUUGUUUUUGUUUGUUUAUUUGUUUACAUGCUAAUUUUACUUGUUAACAAUAUUUUGUUUAUUUUCUGUAUUGAAACAGUAAAACAUUAGCAUAAAAAUUAUACGUCUACUACCAUUUUUAAAAGAAAUUAUCUCAUGUUUAAAUCUCAAUACCUCUGUCGGCCUAGCUGCUUUUUAAAAUUUUGUAUAGUAUUUAAAAGAACUUUAACUUUUCUCUAACCAUUGGAAUUGUUGUGGUUACGGGCUAAAGGAUGUCAACUGGUUUCAGAGGGACUAAAUUUGAAUACCAGCCUUUGACAUCAACUCAAAUCCUUUUAAAAUUUAUCAUCUUCAGAACGGAUUCUUCCAUAUUUCCAAAAUAAAGAAAAUUCAUCUACCAGUCAACUAUCUAUAUUACACAGCAAACAUAUUGAUAUAUUAUUAAUACGAAAAAAAAACCAACAAACAAAGAAAAGUAAAAACAUCAUCUUAAAUGAUCAUUAGUUUAAAUUGGGUUUAAUUUUAAUUUAAGUGGCCUUUUAUACCCUUAAAACUUGCUGAUAAAAAGGAAAUAAAAUUGCUCCUAACUCUUUUGAAACUCUUUUGAUCAAACUCAAGGAUUGGUUGUCAAAUUUUUUUUUUUUGAGAAUAUUUGUUUUUAUUAUGGAAAACUAUAUAUAUAUGGCCUUUUUAUACAUAAUAAAAGAAAUAUAAAAUAAUUUACAACUAAAAAUCAUGUGCGCCAAAUUUAUUUUAUUUAUUUUUUUAAAUAUUUUCAAAAAUAACUCAGUAAAAAUUGUAUUUUAGCUAAUAAAAAAAAACAAAACAAAAUCGCCUUAAGAAACCCACAUUUGUAAUAAAGUUUUCUCUAAAAUAAAAUCCAAGAAUUUGUCUAGAAAAUAGUAAA
Molecule: messenger RNA, 2687 nt
Organism: Calliphora vicina (urban bluebottle blowfly)
Lineage: Eukaryota; Metazoa; Arthropoda; Insecta; Diptera; Calliphoridae
Product: eukaryotic peptide chain release factor subunit 1-like
Exons: 1
Coding region: 51-1367 (438 amino acids)
Biological process (GO): cytoplasmic translational termination
Cellular component (GO): translation release factor complex; cytosol
Molecular function (GO): sequence-specific mRNA binding; translation release factor activity, codon specific
Source: RefSeq, a predicted model, not a curated record